UAUAUAAGCGUGAGGCCAAGAACCUCAAACCCAACCACCUUAACCCCUUCCUUCUUCUUCCCCCCAACCAUGGUGGUUUUAAAGUCCACUUCACCUCUCUCACCUUUCUCUUCCCACUUCUUCACCCUCUCCUCCCUCCGCCGUCACCACCACCACCACCAUGCUCACCGCACCACCACCAAGCCCACUUCAAGAGUCAAACACUUCAGUGUCAAAGCUUACAUGGAGAACUCCAAUUCUUUGGGCAGUUUCGCCAACAGGGUCAUCGGGGCACUCCCUGUGGUGGGUCUCAUUGCCAGGAUCUUCAGCGACGAAGGUGGCGUCGGCGAUGACCUCGUGGACUUUGCUGAGUUCAGAAGGCGCGUUGGGAACAAGUGCUCACAGGCUGAUUCCACUGCCUUCUACGAGUUCCAAGACCGACGAGGAAGGGCAGGGGAUCCACUCUAUGUUCUGUUAUGCUGUUGGCUAGCAGCUGUUGGCGCAGGUCUUCUCAAAACUGAGGAUAUUCUAGAAGGGGUCUCUAGGCUUAGGAUCUCAAAUGACAUUGAAUUUGAGGAACAGAACUUCAUGUCCUUGAUGAGUGAGGCAAAAGAGAGAAGGGCAAAGCUAAAGGCUGACCCUCCUGCUAUAGCAAUGGAGGUUCGAGCCGGGAAGGCUCUUGAUGCAAUCUACGUGUGUUGCUUUGAAAGGGAUGCUGUGGAGGAAGAAGAUGAGAGACUGCUCACAGCAAUGCUUGGUGCUGUUUUUCCAACAGUUCAGCGCGAUGUGAUCCAGCGACUUGUGAAAGACAAGGCAGAGAAAAUAGCUGCUGGUGUUGAUGAUGGUUUUGUUUCAGAACUCAAACCUCUAUCAAAAGAAGCCGUUGAAAUACAAAUGAAAGACCUUCAGUUCCUUCAACAAAAUAGUGAGACUUAACAAUGUGGUGAAGCCUGUGAUUUCCACUGCAUAAUAUGAAAUUAUAUUUCAGAAACUACGCUGCUUUAGCCUCUUGGUUUACUCACAGAAAAAAUGACAGACAUCAUAGAUCACAUUCUCUUAUUUUUCGGAUCCAUGUUGAAUGUUGGGGUCAUGACUUUUUGAACACAAAGAAAUUUCAUGUAGUUACUGCCAGCAGAAUAGAUGGUGAAAGUAGUAGUAACUCAUGUCUGCAAAAGGGUAUUUUGGUUUCUAAACUCUUGAAGUGUUCUGAUAUAGUUCUUUCAUUCAA
Vigna unguiculata (cowpea) is the source of this 1207-nucleotide messenger RNA. RefSeq names its product calcium homeostasis regulator (gene PDE329). Lineage: Eukaryota; Viridiplantae; Streptophyta; Magnoliopsida; Fabales; Fabaceae. The record is from RefSeq and is a predicted model, not a curated record. Gene Ontology annotation, biological process: photosystem I assembly.